Molecule: messenger RNA, 9195 nt
Organism: Lineus longissimus
Lineage: Eukaryota; Metazoa; Nemertea; Pilidiophora; Heteronemertea; Lineidae
Product: E3 ubiquitin-protein ligase RNF19A-like
Exons: 9
Coding region: 213-2801 (862 amino acids)
Biological process (GO): ubiquitin-dependent protein catabolic process; protein polyubiquitination; positive regulation of proteasomal ubiquitin-dependent protein catabolic process
Cellular component (GO): cytoplasm; ubiquitin ligase complex
Molecular function (GO): ubiquitin conjugating enzyme binding; ubiquitin protein ligase activity; zinc ion binding
Source: RefSeq, a predicted model, not a curated record
GGAAGAUUUUCCACUUUUUCUGGAAGCCUUCGUCAAACUAAGUCAACAUUUCGUUAUUUGGUGCUUGGAUUUCGAUAUCAAUAUGGUAGAAAUGAAAUUAAGUAUAUAGACAGCUGUUGUAAGAAAAUAUAUGAUGAUAUUCGAUGAGGAAAUAGCAUCCAGUCGAAAUGAAAUGUACAGAACUCUACCAACGGACGCAAUAAACUCUCUCCAUGUCUCGAAAGCGUGACGGCCGCCAGAUGUUGAUGCUACGGCUUAGCAACAUGGUGCGGAAAGAGUCCGACACGACGUCCAUGACGUCUGGGACGUCCAAGGGAUCCGACCGCCGUAAGGGCUCACGGUUAUCCAGCAUCCAGAGCAUACUAUUCCGGCGUUCAAGUCGGUCACGUGUUGUGUACACGAGUAAAAAAUCCCAGACGGCGGCAAGUACGUCGUCAUCGGGAGGGGAGGCGGAAACCACAUCGUCUGAAUCAAGCAUAAGUGCGCGUAGUCAUCCUUUCAAUGAGCGCGAUAUGACGUUGCAGUCACUUACGCCGUCACCAGUGCCGCGGUCGACGAGCAUGACGUCACACCAGGGGUCGCACCGCUGCGAGAACGGGAUGUUAGAAUGUCCGCUGUGUUUCAUCGAGCAGGAGGAGGAACAUUUCCCGACCGUCAUGACGUGUGAUCACCGCUCAUGUCGCAGUUGCCUGCAGCAGUAUCUCAAGAUCGAGAUAACGGAGUCGCGUGUCGAUAUUGCUUGCCCGGAGUGUUCGGAGAAGUUUCACCCGAACGAUAUUCGGAUGAUUCUAGAGGAUGAUUCACUGAUGUUGAAGUUUGAGGAGUUUACGUUACGGAGGGUGCUGGUGACUGAUGCCGAUGUGAGGUGGUGUCCAGCUCCUGAUUGUGGCUAUGCCGUGAUAGCGUCUGGUUGCGCCAGCUGCCCAAAACUCCACUGCGAGCGGCCCGGCUGCAACACCAACUUCUGCUACCACUGUAAACAAUACUGGCACCCCAACCAGACGUGCGACGCGGCGCGCGCCGAGAGGAUGGAGCUAUCGCCGAACAUGCGAUCCUCGUCACUCAGCUACAGCCACGACUCCGGAGGUAAUAAGGAUGGGAACUCGUGGGAGAUCAAACCUUGCCCACGCUGCGGUGCUUAUAUCAUCAAGAUGGAUGACGGCUCCUGUAAUCACAUGACCUGCGCCGUUUGUGGCGCAGAGUUCUGCUGGCUCUGCAUGAAAGAAAUUUCAGACCUUCAUUACUUGAGUCCGUCUGGCUGUACAUUCUGGGGCAAGAAGCCCUGGAGUCGCAAGAAGAAGAUACUCUGGCAGCUAGGGACGCUGGUCGGUGCUCCAGUGGGGAUCGCCUUGGUGGCCGGCAUAGCUGUUCCCGCUAUGAUUAUAGGCAUACCGGUCUGGGUCGGUAGGAAGAUCAACGCUCGUUACACGACCUCGCCAAAGCACAAGCGCAACCUGGCAAUAGCUGGUGGUGUCACUGCCAGCAUCCUCAUAUCGCCGGUCGUGGCCGGAUUAGCCGUUGGCAUCGGCGUUCCGAUCCUGUUGGCGUACGUCUACGGUGUGGUGCCAAUCUCGUUGUGUCGCAGUGGAGGGUGUGGCGUGACGACGACAAACUCUGGCGUCAGGUUCGAGUUUGAGGAGGAGAAUGAGGGAGCUACUGCCGGGCAGGGAAACUAUGGAGGUGACACCCACAGUAUUGAAACUAGCAGUCAUCGUGUCGCCAACCCAAGCAUCGGGCCGAGCAUCGGCGAGGUCUCCAUGGCGAUGACAAACAGUCUGAGCGCAAGCGGAAGUCACAUGGACAGAGUAGGCGUCAUACGUGAUGAGAGUGAUCGGGAUUCCGCUAGCAAUCGUGCCCUGGCUGGGGCGAGUUUGAACGGCAGUCUUAGCGGAAGUGCGGUAGCGGGACCUAGCGGCUUUCAAAAUAGGUUAGAAGUACAUGCUGACGUUGCGACCAGUGCCUGCAUGGGGAAGCGCGCCAGCUUCAGCAGUGAGUCCGCCAACUUCAGUCUCAGUGAGAAGUCGGCCAUAUUGCCAUGCGGCGACGAUGCCAGUAUGAAAGCGCUCGCUGGCUCAAUUAUCGGUGGGAGGGAUAACGCCAGCAUCUCGUCGAUCAUUCCCCCACUAGACGUCCACAUUGACAUCAACGAAACCAGCCAAUCGAAAUCAGCCUCCAACCACGGUUCGCCAAUAUCUGGACGGAGCGUGACGUUCUGCGAGGAAGGAAAAGGGCAUCAUGGGAAGAAACGCCAUCGCCAUCGCAGCCGAAGUUUCGGCGAUAAAAUCCACGAACAUUCGGAGCAUCCAGAGGAGAGUGCCAUCGAGCGACUGAGUAUGCACAGCCUUGCUUUGGAUGAGUCCAGCGCGGAAACGAGUCCUCGCGACGCGGACGGUGAUAGUUCUUGUAAUGGCCACCAGGCGGUAGUAAUCAAACACGGUGGCUUAACAGAAGUCGAGAGCGAUCGACCGGAAGGUUAUAACAUGCGUACGAUUCAUAAAACUAUCCCGGAGGAUGAUAAAUUAGUCGAGGGGCCCGUCUUGUGUAAUAUAUUUGAGGAAAAAUACACCGGGCCGUCGUCGACAAUGGCGUCAGAUCCAGGAUUAAAUCGUAAAGACUCGCGCGGUGGGAACCCAAGGGAUUGUGAUAAGGAUAUAGGAUUAUCUCGGGCUGCGUCGGAUGGAUUACGAUUAAGCGACGAUAAUCUGUCAUUUUCGCAAAGUCGGCGGAAAAGUUGUCAACUUGCGAUGAUGGAAGGACGUCUGCUAAUGGAUAUUGAUCAGCGUUCAUCCGAUAUCGUGUGAUUGGCCGAGAUUGGUCAUGUGAUCAAUACGAAGCGAUCAUGCGAUCAGUGCCGAAGGAUGGUUCUUGGAUUAUUCAUUGCUUUCAUGUGAUUGGACAAUAUUGGUCAUGUGAUCAUUGAGGUCACGUGAUCACCGGAGGACAGGUUGUCUGGUUGCCAAGUCAUGCAUGAUUUAAAGGGACAAUAUAGGCAGCUGCUAGGCAGGCAAGAUAAAGUUACACAAAGUCGCCAAUAGAGGUCUCUCCCAUCGCACAGUACAUCGAAAUGAUUCACUCUUUUACGAGGAAUAUAUUUAGUGCUGAAUCGAGCAUGACCCAGUGCCUCUACUGUGCAUAUUAGCCACCCAAAGAUGGCCAAUUUUUACCUCACUGCUCCUGCCUAUAAUCCCCUUUUAAGGUGGCAUAUCAUUCCAUAACCGCUGCCAUGGUGUAUGUCUGGUGUACCAUUUUCUCGAAUGUUAGUCAUAAAAACAGAAGUACACCCCACAAAGCUAUCCUAAUAUUGUUGAAAUCAAAGCAUUUUAUACUACUAUUUUGAUAUGGUUAAUGUGAUUACAAUGUACUUGGUUAAAUAUGAAUUUUUUUUGUUUCCAUGCGAAAUACACACUGCUCUCUAUAAAGGACACUCUCGGGACUGACAAGUGCUGUCCUUAAUAGAGAUGUGUCCUGAUUAGAGAGCUCAAAUUGAAUGGGAAAAAAAUGGUACCAAAACUAGGACACUCUUGCGACUGUCUGGUAGGUUGUCCUUAAGAGAGAGGUGUCCUGAUCAGAGAGGUGAAAUUGAAUGGAACAAAACACCUAGGUACCAAAACUAGUGUCCUUAUUAGAGACGGUGUCCAAAUAGAGAGGUUUCGGCCAAGUGAGGUUUUACUGGUUAGGUUAUUUUGUAUCCAAGAUCUGCAUUCUGUCGCUGGUAACCUUCAAUUUUUUUGUACCAGUUAUCUUCCAUGUACAUGAAAUACUGUACAAUGGCAAAUAUACAAAUGUAAAAAAACUCAUUAUGUUAAAGUGGACUGUGUUGCGUCGGUGUUGAAAUAUUAAUGCGUUGUCAGUGAUUAAAAGUUGUGUUGAAAAUAUGAUUAUUGUAAAUUGGGAUUUCAGUGUUACAAGUUGUGAAGAGCAGAUCACUAGAUCUUUGUACAGUUUACCAUUGGCCAUUUUGUAAGAUAUUUUCGCCACGACAUUGAGGAAAUGAUGUUAUAUUGUCCUGGCGUUACCUACGUUUAAAGAAUCUUUCUGGAGUUUUUCGUUAAAGCGUUAGAAAAUACUCCAAACCCAAUGAUAUUUAAAGAUGGCUUUGUAGAUACUGCUGUAAAUUUCCAGUGGGACAGACAGAAAAUUCUGCAAAAACGUUCAUCUGAUUGCAAAAUAUGUAACGAUAAAAAGGUUUUUGCACAAUGUUAAUCAUCGCCUUGAUGUUUCAAAUGGUUACACCAUGCUACUUUGAAAGUUAUACGUUUGACCGCUAGAUGACGUAUCGGCCAGAUUUGGAUCCGACUCGUGACUUGGUCUGAAGCCUCCUUCAUCUCGAUUCAUGUUGGUGGUUUUACGAAUCCAAAUCGACUGAAAAUUUUCAGACAAUAACUAGGCCAACCUGCGAUGGUAAAAAUUGACGUCCAAUCAUGGGAAUAACUCCACCUUAUCAAAUGAUAAAAUAGUUUCAUCACAAGCAACAUUGCUUGAUCUUGGAAAAAUUUCGAUGAUAACAGUCAAUUUCCCAACUGAUUAUAAAGAGAUAUUAGCGACUUAUAAAGUGUUUAUUUAUUGUUGUUUUGUUGACAUUUUCAUGUUGUGAUUCAGUUUGUACAAAUUUGGUCAAAAAAUGGAUAUUUUUCGUUCUUUUUUGGUGUAGAGAUAUUUUUAUUUACUUUCUAUCGAAGUUGUGAAGAGACUCGUUAUCAGAGAGGUUGCGCCCCCAUCGAACUCCCACUGCAACUUCAUCACCGAGGUUGAGUUACAGUUAUCUAGUGAUAUUAGAUUUAUUUUGAUUGAAAGUGUUUUUCAGAUAGAUCUGGCCAAAAGGUCUUGGCUGACCUCUGGACGCUAAACUGUAUAGCGUGAUCACAAAUAGUAAAGUUACACAGCCCUGGGCAGUCGGUGUCAUAGUUGACGGGCUUAGUUGAUGGGCUUAGUUGACGGGCUUAGUUGACAGGCUUAGUUGACUGGCUUAGUUGACACCGUGAAAGAGCAUUGCUUCGGUCUACCCCAAGGCUGAUUUAGUGUUCGGGUAACAGCAAUUUUUUAUUGAUCAGUCAGAAAAUUGAAAUAAUAUUUUCUGUGUGUGAUGCAAUUCAGGUGAUAGUGUUUACAUAUGAAUAUGGCCAAGUUUACAUAUGAUUCAUGUUGUCACAUGUCAUGGUUUACAUAUAACAUGUCACUUGUCACAAGCAAUGUAAUUGGCUAAAACAUGACAUGGGGGUGAAAAAAAAUGACAUAUGGAAUCUUAUGUAGCCAGCUCUUUGGAAAUGACCUAAAUUUAAAAUCAAACAUGUUUCCUCCAAAAUUCGAGUGGUACUCAAAUCCUUUUGUAAAAAUGAGAAUUUCCAAAUUGUGGUACUUGUCAGAAUAUAAAAUUACCGUAGUGUUCGUAGUGUUAAAAAUUACAAAGUGUAAAUGUAUUAUGAUAAUUUAACUGCAUGUUAUAUAUUGGUGCCACCUAGUGGUCAAAUUUUGUAUUAUAAUUUUCAUUCUUCGAUUAUAUAAGGACGAUAUUUUGUUUUUUGGUGGAAAAGCUUUGUUUCAGUUUAUGAUGUUAUGACAUGAAUAUAUUUAAGGCUUUGGUGGCAGACCAAGAGCAAGGAAAGUGAUUGGGUCGCUGACAAGUAAAGGUGGAGUGUCCCGUGAUGAUGCUCGGCCGGCACUAAUGGUAAUUACAUAGUUCCCGUAAAGACGGAUGCUGUCGGCUGCAUUUGAAAAUGUACACAUUCAUUCUACGAGCUGUUUGUCUAUACUCAAGAUUCAAGGCUCUAAGGCCACUUUUUAAUGUUCAGUUUUGAAGCCAUUCGACUGGUUCAAUUAAGAUAGACAAUUGGUUUGCAACAUUAUCAAAAGUUGUCGGAGGACCAUGAGGUCGCGUUCCGGCUUGAUCUUACUUUCAGUUUCAUAGUAAUUUAUCAACUGGUCUGAGAUCGUUGAAACUAGAGUAUAUUCGGAUGCAUAUCUGCAGCGCCAUCUACACAGAUACUCUGUAACAAUCAGUAGUGCCAGCCUAACUUUAGCUCGAGACACUCCUCUUGAAAUAGUAUCCUAGUGAAUUUCGGAAGUUUUGCUGAAUAAAACGGUGGCUAAUUAAACAUCAUUUCUUCAAAAAUGUCUUCAAAGUUGUGAUUUAUUUUGUUGUUUUCUCAAAGGUUUUGAUAGGGGUAUGAAUAACAAAAUUAAUGGAACUCAGCUGGAGUUUUUGUUAAGUUCUUUUUUUCUCAAAGUUGCAGAAAUCUAGUGGCCAAAUUAGUUUCUUGAGUGAAAGAAAGGUAUUUAAAUGAAAUACAUUGCAUAAAAUCAUACUGGGUAUGUUUGUAAAGGGAAUGCCUUCACGGUGAAAUGGACAAAUGCAUAUUGGUUUUUUGCCUGUUCGUAUUAACAAUAUGUUUUCCACCAAUAUGCUCUAUAUCCUUUACCAUUCAGUUGCUUUGGGCCUUGCAUACUCUUGCAUCUAUGUUGUACAAAUAGCAUUUGGAGCUGCAGUGGCAUACUGUUUAAAUGUCCGGUUUAUGAUCCAAAGGUUGUGGGUUCAAAUCUAAUCUUGUUGCUGCUCUGUCUUCGACUUGUGAUCAUUCCCAGGUGACGACUUCAAACAGUUAAAACUGUCAGUUCACCUUUAAACUCCAGACGGAACAAACCAUUUUCCAGAUAGGGAAGAUCCAAGUAGUGCAUGUAAUGCAUGAGUACCAAUACAGGUGACACCCCCCCCCCCCCCUCCCACAUUGGGUCAUACCCAUUCACUCGUGGCCAGGCCACAAGUGCUGAGUGUUUAAAGAGUAUUUUUGGUAGCACCCUCUCCAGAGUUCUGACGUACUGCACAUUUGUGCGGGCUGGCAGUGACCUUGCUUCUUCACCUUUAAAUUUGGUGACAGUUAUGUGGGAAACUUAAGUGUGGACAAGCAGACAGUUGCUAUACACACGGGUAGAACAGCCCAAUGACCAGUCUUUGUAAUACUCAGGGUUGAGACUUAAUUAGUGCACAGUCUAAUGCGCAAAUAUAAAUCCCUUACAAAAAUGUGCUUGAGUGAUAUUGACAUCUCUGCAUUACAAAGAUUUUGAUCACUGGACUCUUCUCUUGGUGUGCACUGUAUGUGGGGGGGUCAUACCUAUGUGUCCCGGUACCUAUAUGUCCCGGUACCUAUGUGUCCCGGUACCUAUAUGUCCCGGUACCUAUGUGUCCCGGUACCUAUAUGUCCCAGUACCUAUGUGUCCCGGUACCUAUGUUUCCCGGUACCUAUGUGUCCCGGUCAGUACAAGAAACGUGAUUUUAGCUAGGAUUAGGCCUAUUGUCAUGACAUCCUCGGCACCAGUGGUUUUCGAUAUGCUCCGGCUCUUGGCUAUUUGUAAGGACGAAGGGGUAUCAAAAGGAUAUAGUCGUGAUAGUCGCCGUCAUAAGUUAAGUGUCCAUAAGAAGAAAAAAAACGGCCCCAGCCCUGACCCCAAAAAAUCAAAGUGCUCAAGGAACAAAACCAAAUUCACUUGUCUUCCAAAUCUCUUAGACCUACCUUGAAAUUGUGUUGGGUCCAAAAUUAGAUUGAGGAAAAACCAUCGUUUUUAUUGAAGUAACCAAAAACGCCAGUGACAUUUACUUAUGAAGCAGGCUAUCAUGACUUUAUCAUGACUAUCGGCCUAAUCCUAAAAUCGCAUUUCUACUGCCCGGGACACAUAGGUACUGGGAAACAUAGGUACCGGGACACAUAGGUACCGGGAAACAUGGGUACCGGGACACAUAGGUACCCCUUUAAUAUGGGGACACAUAGGUACCGGGACACAUAGGUACCGGGACACAUAGGUAUGGACCCGUAUGUGGGUACAUGCAUGUAUUGCACUGUAUCUUGGUACAUGUAUGUAUUGCACUGUAUGCAUCAGCACAGUGUGUGUAUAGCACUGUGUGCAUCAACACAGUGUGUAUAGUACUGUGUGCAUAACACUGUGUGUACAGCACUGUCCGAUAGAGCAGUCAAUUGUAGACAUUUUGUGGUUCAGUUUCCAUUUGGUUACUCUGAAAUAAUUCAGGAUGCAAUUUUCUCGAUUGCAGCGCCAUGUCUUAGGAAGUGAUCGAGAUUGUGGUGCUGUGUAUGACAGGAAUUGUAACUGUUACAAAUGGCCUAUAAUCCCUGUUUAAAUCCCCAAAUUCCUAAUCUGCAAACCAAGAUUGGCAAGAUAAAAAAGAAGUUGCCAACGAAUUGGAUAAUUUUCAAACUCCUCUUUGCUUGUGUUGAGACAUUAAGGCUAACAUGAGAGUGAAACUUCUAGGAAGACUUCUAAGCUUAGACUUAGGGGAAGGAAUUUCUUGUUCAAGAAUAGAUUCUGCCCCAUUAUCAACCUUUGACUUAGGAAUUACCUUUGCUGAUUGGAUCUGUUCUGCGUCGUCGUCGUGCCAUGUUUUGACUACAUGUGUGUUUUUCUACCACCUAAUUAGCAUGGCGUCUGCUCUAUUGUCCUUUUCCAAUUUUAUAAGGUAGACUUUGUGGCGAUUUGACCCAAGUACAGUGAAUCUGAGUAUCGUCCAUCGAGUGUUCUGUAAGUUCGGUAGUUACCAACGUCGAUUUGUCAGUAAAAGAGAGCUUUGAGUACACAGUGUCUUGUUUUGUCAUACUCUGCAUACAAGCAAUUUAAAUCGUAGCAACUUGCCAAUGUCAAUUUGUGAGAAAAAGAGCUUUGACUAUACUGUGUCUUGUUUUGUCACACUUCGCAUACAAGCAAUUUGAAUCGCUGCAUCUCUCAAUUAAAAUCGCGACUGUUUCAACUUGAGGCAGUUCCGGCAGAAAUACAGAAUUAAGUCUCCUAGUAGGCAAAAAAUGUACAAGUUCAAAGCGCUGUACAGGCUAUUGUACCAAGACAAUAAUUGUACCACUUUACCUUUAAUAUUGUCCAUGCGUCACAUUGUGUAGUGUCAUUUCAUCAUUCUGUCCAAAAUAUGUGUACGACUCUCGGCAUCUCCGGCCAGUGGGUGGUGGCGAUUUUUUUCACCAAGUUUUGCAGGUACUCAAAAAUGUUCUGUUGAAACCUUCCAGCUUUCUUUGCAGUAUUCGUUUCCCAAGUGUCCGAGAGAUGAUGUUAAUAAUUAAUUCACUGCAAUAGUGCUUUUUGCGAAUGACUUUUGUAAUUUUCAAUCAAGUCUGCUUCAAACCAGCAGGAAAAGAUUUUUUUUCAGCAGACACAAAAAAAUAGAAGGUGGGUCCCCUUGGGUCC